Messenger RNA from Closterium sp. Naga37s-1, 2346 nucleotides. NCBI's taxonomy places the organism in Eukaryota, Viridiplantae, Streptophyta, Zygnematophyceae, Desmidiales, Closteriaceae. The record is from the annotation of a GenBank genome assembly.
AUGAAGCUGCGCAUUUUACGACUUACUGAGCCACUCCCCGCCCCCUUGAUUUCCUCAAGGCUCCCUCCCCAUAUUGUCUCGCUCGUCCGUCUCCCUUCCUUUUCCACCUCCCCCUCUCUCCUCCCCCCACUCUCCUUACUCCUCUCUUCUUCCCCUCUCCCUUCUCUCCUCCCGUUCUCCUUGCCCCACUCUCAAGAAAGACGUCUCAUUACCCGCACUCUUGAGGCGCCUCAAAAUGAGCGCACCUACGCGAUUCGCAAGGCGCAUGUCAACGUGGACAAGGCUCUCAAGGCUGCUGAGGUGGUGUUGGAGAAGUAUGACGUGGCGAGGCAGGUGGAGGAGCGCAUCAAGGAGGGUCCCAAGAACGCCCUGGACCCGUACUUAGCCGCCAUAGCGCGCCUGCACGAGGGCGUGGCGUACUUUGAGGCCAACCGGUCGUUCAAGAGUGCAGAGGCGGCUCUGGCUCACUCCAAGGCGCUGCUGAGGGAGGGCCACCACCGCCUGGAGGAUGCUCUUCGACAGCAAUUGCUGCAGUAUACCAAAGACGCAGACCCGGCAAAGCUGCUGGAUGCGAGCAAGCAGGGCGAGGAGGAGGGCGGAGGGGAGGGCGAGAAGGAGGACGGCGGGCUGCCGGUGCUGCUGGCGGAUGGCAAGGCGGGCGACCGCAUCCGCCAGCUGGCAGAGGCGCUCAUCCGGAUUGGCCGAGCUGAUAACUGCCUAAAGAUUUACACCGAGGUGCGAGGCACGAUGGUGGAGGCGGGGCUGAAGCGCAUUGCUGUGGAGAAGCUCACGCGCGAGCAGAUGGACGGCAUGUCCUGGGGGGAGCUGGAGAAGCGCAUCGAGGGGUGGCGACGGCAGACCCGGCUUGCGGUGCACGUGGUGUUCAUGGCGGAGAGGGAGUUAUGCGAAACGGUGCUGGCGGGGUUGGAGCCGCACACGGGGAAGGCGUUUGCGGACCUGGCGGGGCUCACGCUGGGCAUGCUGUUUGGGUUCGGGGAGGCCGUGGCGCGAAGCAAGAAGUCCCCCGAGAAGGUGUCGGUGCUCAUGGACAUGUACGAGACCAUGCGCGACCUCAUGCCUCAGGUGGAGGUGGUGUUUGCGGGGUCAGCCUGUGACGCCAUACGGGGCAGUGCGCAGCAGCUGCUGCAGCACCUGGCGGCGGCGGCCAAGGAGGCGUUUAACAACUUUGAGCUGGCAGUGGAGAGUGAGGACAGCGACAAGGUGCUGCCCGAUGGCGCCACACACGGCCUCACCAGCUACGUCGUCAACUACCUCAAAUACCUCUACGACUAUCAGGCGACCAUGCAGGAGCUGUUCGGUCGGGAGAACCUCUUCGGGGAAGCCACCAUCCGCAUCUUCGCGGCACUGCAUGCCAACCUGGAGAGGAAGAGCAAGCUCUACCGCGACCCCGCGCUCACCCAGCUCUUCCUCAUGAACAACGUGCACUACAUUGUGCACGCCGUGAGAAAGGGCGAGCUGAAGGAGGUGGUGGGGAAGGACUGGAUUGACCGGCAGCGGCGCAUCGUGCAGCAACAUGCCGCAGCUUACCAGCGCACGUCAUGGAACAAGAUUUUCGGUUUGUUGACGUCAGCAGGGCUGAAUGCGGACGGCAAGGAGGGCAGUGUGAGCCGCAGCGCUCUCAAAGAGAGGUUCCGCUUGUUCAAUGCAACAUUUGAGGAGCUGCAUCGCUCGCAGUGCAUGUGGAAGGUCCCCGACCCCGAGCUGCGGUCCGCUGUGCAGCUGCAGAUCGCCGAGGUCUUGCUACCUGCAUACCGUGCCUUCGUGCAGCGAUACACUCCCUCCCCCGCUUCUCAGCCCGGUGCUCGUGGGUGGGGGCUCUGUUUCAUCUCACGCCUGUCCCUUGUCUCUCCCUCUCCCCAUCCCUUCCCCUCCUCCUUCCCCACCAUCUGCCCGGUGCUGGAGAAUGGAGACAGUGUUGCAUCUCACGCCUGUCCCUUGUCUCUCAUUUCCUCUCACCCUCCUCCCAUCAGCCCAAUGUUGGAGAGCGGUGGGCGGUUUGGGCGCAGCAGCGAGGCGGCGAGCAAGUACAUUUGCUUCACGGAGGAGGGCCUGGACUCGCUGCUCCCCUAUCCCACCCCUUUCCCCCACCCCUUUCCCCCACCCCUUUCCCCCACCCCUUUCCCCCACCCCUCUCCCCCACCCCUUUCCCCCACCCCCCCUUCCCUCAGUCCGGUGUUGGAGAGCGGCGGUCGUUUCGGCCGCAGCAGCGAGGCGGCCAGCAAGUACAUUCGCUUCACGGAGGAGGGCCUGGACUCGCUGCUCAACGAGUUCUUCCAGGGCAGGGAGAGCCGCAACAUCCUCCUCACCCAACCCGCUGCCCGCUAG